AUGAUGCCGGAGAUGCCGCAGACCCCUGCGGAAUCGCAGACCAUGGACCUGAACAAAGACCGUGAGGUCUCCUCCAUCCCGAAGACGGGCGAGACGGGCAACUGGGUUUACCCAUCGCCUCAGCAGUUCUACCACGCCCUCCUCCGCAAGAACAAGGAGGCGGAGGCUGAGACCAUGGAUGCCGUGGUCUACGCGCACAACGUCACCAACGAGCGGUCCUGGAGGCAAGUCCUGGAUUGGGAGAGACUCCAUGCCUCUUCCUGCCAGACCCCGAGUUUGCUGCGGUUCGUGGGCCGCCAGAAGGAUCUGAGCUGGGGGGGCUGGUGGUCCCGGCUGCUCUCUUACCGGGGCGUGCCCUUCGACCGCCACGACUGGUUCAUCGACCGCUGUGGCCAGCGCACGGUGCGUUACGUCAUCGACUACUACGACGAUCCGGCCGCCGGUGACAAAGAGGACCUCCAGAUCACUAUCGAGGCACGCCCCGCCCUGGACACAGCAGGUGACCUGCUGGACCGCCUGCGUCGGCCCGGUUGGCAGCUGCGGCGCGUGUGGACCGCCGUCUUCGGGGGAGGAGGACGGGGCCAGUGA
Molecule: messenger RNA, 588 nt
Organism: Symbiodinium natans
Lineage: Eukaryota; Dinophyceae; Suessiales; Symbiodiniaceae
Source: the annotation of a GenBank genome assembly